Messenger RNA from Lycium barbarum (goji berry), 1770 nucleotides. RefSeq lists its product as uncharacterized. NCBI's taxonomy places the organism in Eukaryota, Viridiplantae, Streptophyta, Magnoliopsida, Solanales, Solanaceae. Bases 1 to 786 code for a protein of 261 amino acids. The record is from RefSeq and is a predicted model, not a curated record. The transcript has 3 exons. Gene Ontology annotation, molecular function: zinc ion binding.
AUGGCAGUAGUUGGUGUUGAGAACAAGGAUACUUGGAGAUGGUUCUUGAUGAUUUUGAGAGAGGAUUUGAACUUAGGAGGAGGUUCCCAGCUUACUAUUCUCAGUGACAUGCAAAAGGGACUUAUAGCUGCUGCUGAAGAAAUAUUACCUGAAUGUGAGCACAGGAUGUGUGCUAGACAUAUCUUAGCAAAUUGGUCACAAAACUGGAGAGGCAUAGAGAGAAGGAAGAAAUUUUGGGCUUGUGCUAGAGUAACAUUUGAAGCAGAUUUUAAGUACAAGCUUGAUGGUCUAUCUAGGUUGGGUAGAGGUAUUGUGGAGGACCUUAUCAAGUACAACAAAGAGAGAUGGUGCAAAGCAUACUUCCAAACUUUCUCCAAAUGUGACAGUGUGGAUAAUAACAUGGCAAAAAGUUUCAAUGCAUGGAUCUUGGGACCAAGGCACAAGACUAUUGUUUCAAUGUUGGAAGAAAUCAUAAUUAAGGUGAUGAACAGGAUUCCUAAGUCAAAAACAUUUGCUGAAAGCUGGACAGAUGAUGUAUCUCCAAUGGCAAUGAUGGCGUUCAAUGUCAAUGCAGAGAGAUCAAUGCAAUGCAACAUUGAUUGGAAUGGUGAUGAAGGGUUUGAAGUGCUAGAAGGGUCAUAUAGGCAUACUAUGAAUUUGGGUCAACAAAAGUGUAGCUGCAGAUCAUGGGAAUUGAAGGGGAUCCCAUGUGCUCAUGCUAUUGCAGCUAUGAACCAUUUGAACAUGGAUGCAUCACAAGCAAUUUCAAGCUGGUACAGAAAAUAGAAAUAUUUGAAGGCUUAUUCUAACUUCAUUCAGCCAGUUCCAAACAUGAAAAUGUGGCCAGACAGUACCAAUCCAAUUGUUGAGCCACCUGAAGCGAGAAAGAUGCCUGGUAGACCAACUAAGAACAGAAAUAAAGAGAUUGGAGAAGUGAGAAAAUCAGGGAAGUUGCCAAAGUAUGGGAUAACAAUGACUUGUUCAAUCUGCAGAGGAGCCAAUCAUAACAAAAGGGGUUGUCCAAAGAAUCCAAUGGCUAAGACAAAAUCAAUAACCACACCACAGGUGUGUUGCACCCUCACAACAGUCCUGUAAUGGAACUAAGAGAGGUAGAGGUCAAUAUGAAAGGGGAAGUACUAGCAGUAGAGGUGGAGGAACAAGUAUUGGCACUAGUGGUAGAGGAACAGGUGCAAGAAGUGGUUACAAGAGCCCAGGGGUUGUGGGACAAGGUGUAUUUGUUUCUGAAACUGGAUAUACUGUAAUUAAUGUAAGUGUCAUCUUCUUAAAUUGUUAGUCUUGUGUUUUCAAAAGUGAGCCAAAAAAAUAACCAAGUCUUCUUUAUGUUGCACCAAGGUUUGCCAAGCAAAAUGAGGGUCAAUACUGGUGUGAGGAGUUCUGCACAUGUGACUGGUGAUAUUGGUUAUCAAUCAACCAAAGGACUGAAGUGGAAAGGCAAACAAGCUGUAACUCAAAGAGAACUUUCGAGUCCAAAAUGCUGUGCAUCGCAUUCAAACCAGAUCAAAAGCUGUUGGGAUUCAAACAAGGGCACAGGCCAAGGCUAAGUCACACUCAAAAGCUGCUAAGAGCAAAGUUCCCUCUAAGAGUGCAAAGACAAAGGCAAAAGCUAAGGGAAAAUCUCCUGCAAAGAAAGCUUCUUAGUUCAUGUGUGGCUAGUGAAUGUUACUUAGACUUCGACUAAUGGUAUUUUAGGUGUUUGUAGUUGUUGUUGAACAAACUUAAACUUAUGUGUUUUUUAUGUUGUGAAUUUUG